ACUGAUGUUGCGUCUAAUGCGUUUAUUUCGUUUUCUAGUCCAGAAAAAUCACGUUUUGUAGCGGACAACGAAACCCCAUUCUCUGACGAAGAUUUCGUUGUUACGAAACCACGUCGGCGCUUGAAUAUGUCUGCUGCACUUAACGAGUCAAGGUAAAUCGAAGGUUCAUCAUCUCUUAUUAAUUAAGCCUCGUACAUGCAGAUGAACAAUUUUUCCUUGACAAGUUUACUUUCUCGUGUGUACCGCAGUCAGAAAGUUUUCCUUGACAAGUUUAUUUUUACGUAUUUAGAAAGCUUAAAAAUGAAUCUCAUAUGCAAAAAUGAUUUUUGUAAAUAUUUAAGCCAAUACGCCCUGGUAAUUUAAUUUAUUGCUUAUUUACAGCGAUGAGAACCCGGAGAAGAGCACUUCAACGUCAAAAAAGUCAAAGAAGUUACCCGAUUGGGUGUUUAACCAAACUAAACGUCCAACACUGUCCUACUAUAGUGACGCAAAUGAUGAUGACGACUUAAAGAAAGCGAAAUUGGCAAGCUUAUGUGAAACACAACUAAAACUUAGCGAAGAAGAACAAAUUAAACUAGCCACAAUUGCUAGCUUACAGGAAAAACAAGCAGAUAGCGAACAGGGGCGGAUUGAAAGUACGAAUACUAAAAACGCUCAAGAAAAACUAACACAUACCGACAGUGAAGAUGAGCGAAUUAAAAUAGCCAUGAACACUAGCUUGAAGGAAAAUAUAACACAUUCUUGCAAAGAGAUUGCACGUCAUCAAGAAAACAAGACAACCGUCGAUGAGGGACAAGUUGAACGUGAAAGAAUUGGCAGUUUGGAAGGAAACCAAGGAGGCAGUAGCGAAGAGCAAAUUAAGUGUACAAAGUCAACGAGCUUGCAAGGAGAACGAACUCAGUUUAGGAAAAGUGAACAAAUCGAACAUACCAAAAUUAAAAACUUGCAAGGAAACCAAACAGAUUUCAGUGACGAAGUGCAAGUUAAGCCUACAACGAUUGUAAGCCAUCGAGAAAAACGAAGACGCGAUAGCGAAAAUGGACUCGUUGAACAUGCUAAAACAGGUGACUUAAGUGAAGAGCAUAUUAAACGUCAAGGGAGAACGAGAGUUCAUGGAAAGCAAACAGACGUUAGUUAUGAAGGACAAAUUAAACCACCAAACAUAGGAGAACAGGCAGACGUCGCCAGCGACGAAGAGCAAAUUAAACUUACAAGCACAGCGAGUCUUCAAGGAGAACGGUCACACGAUAACGAGAGACUAGAGCAAGCGAAGAUAGAAAGUCUACAUACAGAACAAAACGAGGACUUGAAAUCAGACAUUCUUUCUUGUGCGGAGGUGAGCGAUGCUGAGCUGAUGGAAAUUGAUAGAAUAGAAGAAGGCGCAUUGUCAAGCGAUUCAGAAGGGCUCUUGCCUGUGGAGAAUACUAUCGACAGUAAUACAAAAAAUUCGACUGCUAGUAAACCACUGCAAAAUCUUCACCACACUGAAAGCGCGGAUAACAGAAAUAAGAGUUCACAGGACAGUACAAAUGGUUCUCGUAAAAGAUCUUCACUCGACUGUGAUGAUUCGGUCGUUCAUAACGCUCAAAGCGCUACAAAGAGAGAUUUCAAAUUGAACGGUGGAGCGACGAAACUGGAUACUCCGUCAAAAAGAAGAAAAGUUGAGAAGAUUCAAACGGAGAUAGUUCCCUUCGAUGGCGACGAGGAUGUUCAAUUGAAGAAAGCGCUUGAGAUUAGCAAGAAGGAACACGUAAGCAUUUGAAAUAAAGUAUUUUGUGUUUCAAUCAAUCAUACUAUAUUUCACAAAGACAAAAUAUUGUAAAUACAAAAAAAAUCUAAAAUAUUUACAAGAUGUGAUCGUCCAAUAGGCCAUGCUAUGUAUGAUUAAUUACAUGCAAUUAUAAAACAUAAUUUAUUACGUUAAUACAAUAAGAUCGAAGAGAAAAAAGAGAAAAAAAGAUAAAUUGAUUAUCAAGAAUUAUUACCACUAUUUGUCACUAGAGCCCUUUUGAAAGAACCCAAAUUUUUUUGUUAUGUAAUAAAUCAUUCCAAGCUACAGCUCCUGUGUACGAGAAUGAUUUUUUACAAAAGUUGGUAUUUGGCCUCAUUUGUGUUUGUGAAAUAGAUGUAAAAGGUUACUGUACAUAUAGUGGUACAUUGUUUCCUAGCCAUAUUUCCCAAAGAUGGAGAAACCAGGAAAUAUUAUUUCCUAGCCAUGUUUCCCACAGAUGGACAUACCAGAAAAUAUUGUUUGCUAGCCAUGUUUCCCACAGGCGGAAGUGUUGUUGUUUCCUAGCCAUGUGGGCAAACCAGCAAACAUUAUUUCCCAGCCAUGCUUCCCGCUUUAUAUCAAAUCUCGCUGAUAUGUACAGUAUAAACACUUUUGUAGGACAAAAGUCGAUCUGAACAAGAAGCAAUUGAGCGAUCGCAAAUGGAGGAAGCUAUCAGGAUAAGCAUUGAAGGUGAUCCUAUUUUCCAAUUAUAAUAGUAACAGCAUGGAUUGUAAAAUAACUGGAUAGGAAACUUCUGACGUCAUUGACUGCAUCCUUGUCACAGAAUAGGAAGGUAUACCAGAAGUCUCACUCAAGCAAGUAUUUGUCCGCGUUUUUACAAGCAAUUCGUCAUCAAUCACGCCAUCCUGGCUAGUACAACCGGCACUUUGUACCUACCAAAACCUGAUAAAAACGUCCGGUUGUACUAGCCAGGAUGACGUGGAUUGGCGUGAGCAAGUUAAAAUUUUCGUGGACGUAAAACAAUAAGGGAAACGACUGGAGUUACGCUUCUGCUGUAACUUCUUAUUCUGUGUCCUUGUUGAAAAACGUGACGUCACGCGUAUUGCGAAUGUUACCAAAGUUCUCGGCAUUUUUGUUGUUUUGCUAUAUUUUCCACUUUAAAAGAGUGAUCUUGAAGCGUAAACUGGUCUAAUUGUUUUAAAAACAUGCCUAAGCCACGACAAAGUAUUCAAGGUAAAUGUUUUUCGUCUUUGUUUUGUAUUUUUUUUUACAUUUGUAGCUACGAAAUUGGCGUCACAAAUUUUAACGAAAUUUGCGAUGUAUUUUUCACUGUUUAGUGCUUGAAAUAUUUGCUAAAAUUGACUGGGAAUACUUAGAGUUUUCAUCGUAGAAUGGCGUGGUUACAUUUAUUUGCUCUUUGACUAAAAUGUUUAGCUGUAUUAUUGCUAAACAUGCCGUUUUUGAGAAUUUGACUUUCAACUAGGUUGAGGCAUCCAACCACGCCAUCAAUCCCAGUAAAAACAUUAGGUCACUGACGUCAGCUAGUUUCCUAUCCAUUUAUUUUACUAUCCAUGGUAACAGUAAAGCUACGUUGACAUCAGCCUAGUCCCUUGGCCUUCCAAGCGCGGGCGAGUUACAGGGCUGUCGUGAACUUGCGGGCUGUCAGUUUCGGAAAAUAGCGAUUUCCCCCUAAAAUAACGAGGCAGAAGCGGGAAGGCCAGGAACUAGGCUGCGUUGACAUAUGGUUUACACACAACGAUUAAUCGGGCUGAUUUCAGGUUUUGCCGAAUGUUAAUGACGAAUGUUUGUCAGUUGACGAUGAUGUUGACAACGUAUUUUUCAAAUAUCAUUUAAUUAAAGCUGAAUCGGCCCGAUUAAUCGUUGUGUGUAUAAACGUACCUUUUAGCUUUUCUCACGAUGACGAAUAUCCGCCAUUUUUGGGUGGCAUCUAAUUCUCGUUAACCAAUGCAGACAAUUGAAACAAUGUGAAAAGCAAUUUUUCAAAAUAAACUAACCAUUUACGAAGCGAAUUUCCCAUCAUUCGUCCAAAAAAUUAUAAAAAGUCGCUGUUAUGUGGACUUGUCUCGCAGACUUCGGCAGAAAAACCACCUAAAAAUGGCGGCGUGAGAAUGGCUAAUUCGCCAGAGGCUUAUACACCACUUUCAUAAUACAGACCUAACAGACGGCUUUAAAUAUUCUUCCACUUGCAUCCGGUUAUAAAAUUUUAUUCAGUCUCAGUGACAAAAAUGAGGCCAAGAAGGCUUUUUAAGAUGCACAUAAAAGAAUAUUUCAACCCCUCUGUAUUAUGAAAGUGGUAUAUGUCAUGAUACACGUGCUCAACUUUUAAUACAUAUAAUUGUUUUGUAAAGAUGGGUUGAUAAACGCUACUGCGAAAAACAUGGUAGUUGAAGAGCCAACAGAAGAGAAUAGCGACGUUGAGGUAACGCGGUAAACACUUCACUGUAAACUAAAAUACACUUAUUUUUACUGAAUAGCUCUAUCAGUUUUAGAGGUCGGAUCGGAUUUGCACACCUCUAGUAGACAUUCAAUAAGCGCUAUCCCUUAUAAUUGAUCCAGUUUCACUGCGGGAAGAAAUAUCUUGAGUCAUGACUGAGUCACGAUCUUUCUCAUCAGCCGGAAUACAACAUUUUGAAAAUACGCGGAGUGACUAUAACUAGGGAAUACUUAUGAUUUAUACGUGGUUUACAGGUAUAAACUAUUAUAAACUGGGCGUCGAGAAAGAUCGUUACGACCAAUACGAUCAUUGGAAACCAGGCUUACUGUCGUUCCAAUUGAAGUGUUGCUCAAAUAUUGAUUCAAUACAUUACCUCGGGCUGACCAAUUCAUUUGAUCAAGUUCCUCGAGAUAUUCAUACACUUCCUAGUAUAAUUGUAAACUUCCUGUUGAAUAGUUUGAAUGCACCAAUCACCUUUGUUGUUUGUGCAACUAACCAAUCAUAAAUAGAAAGGAAGUGACCAGAAAUUAUCAAUUACUUGGAAUUGACUCUUUCACAGGAAGUGUAUGAAUAUCUCGAGGAACUUGAUCAAAUGAAUUGGUCAGCCCGAGGUAAUGUAUUGAAUCAAUAUUUGAGCAACACUUCAAUUGGAACUAAACAUAAACUAGCUGUAUCAGUUUUCAACUCCUCUCCCUAGAAGUGCAGUAAUGGCCAUUUAUUCCUGGUCCAGUGUUACCACAGGAGGAAACGAGAGUACCAGGAGAAAACCUGUUGUGUUUGGUAGAGUACACACGCAAAACUGUCACAUCUUGUAGCAAGUCUGCCAACAAGUUGUGUUCGCACUGCUUGUCCCAAACUGUCAACAAGUUUCGAACAAGCUGUUAACAACUUGUAACAAGCUUGAUGGCAUUAUCAGACUUGUUGGAAGGUUGUUCCAACAAGUCUGAUACCGUCAUGAUAUAACAAUACUGUUACAACCUUGUAACGUUCUUGUUAUAUCAUGACUGUAUCAGACUUGUUAGAACAACUUUGUAACAGGCUGAUAAUGCCAACAAGCUUGUUACAAGUUGUUAACAGCUUGUUUCAAACUUGUUCCAACAACUGGGAACAAGCAGUGCGAACACAACUUGUCGACAGUUUGUGAACAGAUUUGUAACAACUUGUUUGCAGACCUGUAACAACUUGUGCGUUUUUACGUGUGUAGAACUUGAAACACUUCUUACAUGUGACUGAGGUGAAAUUAUAUUCAAGCAACUACUGGAAUCGAUUCCUGGCAAGGCCGAAUUUUGGUGGAAAUAAUGGGGAGGUGCAGCAGUCUAGCUCACGACCCCCAUGGAAAGUUAGGGCUUAGAACGGGCCAAAGUCAACGACGUGACGUAUGCAUGUACAGUAAUGUACAUAUUUAUCAGUGUAUUAAUGAAUUAUGACUGUACAACUCAUCCAAUUUUGCCCUUCACUACAAUUACUACAAAGUUUCUUCCAAAACAUUGCAUUAAAAGGAUACUUGACACAGAGAUGAUUGGCCAUCACUGUUUCAAUUUUACAGAAAAACUUUCUUAUGAACUGUAGACCCUAAGCAACCAAAAAUGUCAAAUUUUCAUUUUGAUCUAUCAUUGGCACUUUCCCAAGGGCAGGUGCAUGACUUUUUAGGGGAGGUGCAAAAAUUCUCAGGGGAGGUGCAAAACGAUCUCAGGGGAGGUACCCACCUCCCCUCAAAAUCCGGCCACCAUUCCUGGUCACAGAGGUCAAAGACAUGUCUACACUAAGAACUGCGCCAAACAAUAACAUUGUUUUAAACUUUUAUUAUUUAUUUUGCUGUUUAGAAAAUGGAAACAGAAGAUAUUCCACCGGAUGAGUUCAGCUACAGACUUGUUAGUGUAGUGAGUCAUGUUGGUGCAAAUGCAUCUGCAGGUAUGUAUAUAGUGGACACACGCCGAAAAAU
This is a messenger RNA of Paramuricea clavata, 6130 nucleotides long. The record is from the annotation of a GenBank genome assembly. Lineage: Eukaryota; Metazoa; Cnidaria; Anthozoa; Malacalcyonacea; Plexauridae.